Vicia faba (fava bean) is the source of this 585-nucleotide messenger RNA. NCBI's taxonomy places the organism in Eukaryota, Viridiplantae, Streptophyta, Magnoliopsida, Fabales, Fabaceae. The record is from the annotation of a GenBank genome assembly.
AUGGAUGUAAUCUUUGAAGUGCAAAGAGGAACACAAUUCUCAAUUGAAGUGGGUUUUUUCGACACUGUUUUUGAAAUCAAAGAAAAAGUUCAAAAGUACCAUGGAAUUCAAAUCUCCAAACAAACCCUAAUUUUCAAUGGCCAGAUUCUUCAAGACGAUGGCGACAUUUGGAAGUACGAGAUUUUUCAAAACUCUCGCAUUCAUCUUAUGGUUACCGCCGCAGAUUUUGAUAAUUCAAAACUACCAAUAGAUCAUGAUAACAAAUUUCACCUCAACGUCAAAAAUCCUUCUUUCAUAUCACACAUUCCUAAGAAAAUGGAUAAAAACAAUACCCCUUUAAAGCUAAAAGAAAAAAUUCAUGAUAUUGAUCAAAACAAUGUCCCAUUGAGCAAAGUCAUGUUGCAUGCAGCUGAAACCAAAUUGCAUGAUAAUCAGUUCUAUUGUGAUUGUGGUGUUUUAGAGAAGAGUGAAAUUGAGUAUAUUUUUAAGCCACGUGAAUUGACAACACCUGCAAUGGUUGGUGGAAGAGGCAAAGGAGGAAGAGCAUGGAAGAAGUUGAAGCAUAUGGUUUUGCCUAAAAAUUGA